GCUUGGCCGCAUAGAAAACCUUCACCAUGGUUCCGACGGUCACAUCCGAGUAGUCGAUCUCCGUACGCAAACCGGAACACUAACUAGACCGCUCGUAAAGCUAUGCUUUUUACCCACAGCCGAUAAUACCGAACAAACGUAAAUAAUAACCCGAUAAGAACCAAAAACCGCUAAAAUUAAUAAAUCAAAAAAAACCUAAAUCCGGUAAAAGGUCGAUCGAACCAACGACCCAUUUAUGCCACUUAACGUGGCCCAAAUUUCCAACACAAGCAUGCGACAAACUUAUAAUCUAAAUAACUUUUUUCCCAUAUAGAUCAUUAUGGACGGAAAUGCACCAACACCAACGCCAGCAAUACGUUCGGCCGUUAAUGUGCCACGCCCUGGGGCAAAUCCUGCACCCCGAACUACGGCUACCACAGCCCCUCCAAUCGCUCCAAGUAGUGGCACGCGGCCACUACCCCCGUCAACAUCGCUGUCCGCGGAGCAGCACCGCCUCCGAUGCCCGCUAUGUCGUCGCCCACACCGGUUGCAACAUUGCGGCAUAUUUAAAGGUAUGCCACCAGUCCAACGACAGCAAAUCGCCCAGGCACAUGGACACUGCCUGAAUUGUCUGGCGCACACCCAUGCAACAACCGCAUGUGAGUCAAGGGGGCUUUGUCAGAUGUGCGGUGAGCAACAUCACACACUCCUUCACCGUACCGCGAGGCGCGACAAUGGUCGACUAACUGCCUCCCAUCGCCGCGGCGUAGUCAGGCGACUCCCAAGGCAGGCAUCAGCACGACCCCGCCGAUCGGCACCCCCUCCGGAGCCACGUUCCUGGCGCCCACGCCACAACGCAAUUACGCGCCGUAGUCAGCUUAGGCCACAACCCCGCCGUGCCACUGGGCUGAGCAGCGUCGUCUACACGCUGCAACAACUUCAGCGUCUGCUAGGCUAAUAUUCGCCUAGGGGGGCCGGGAUGGCUAAAUGAGCCUACGUCGUCCCGAAAACCUACACCAACACACCUCACACAUCACUGACACGCAACAUUCACCACAUCACCUCUCGCAACAUUCACCACCUCACCUCACGCAACAUACACCUCACAGAACGACACUACCACCCAGGAUACACAACACACUAGGCGAUCACCCCACCAACCAUCAACAAAAACCACGGACACUCGAAGCGGCGGCACUCUUUUGCGUAUCGAAGUCGAAGCGGACACCUCGUCAACGUUGUAUUCCCGUCGCAAUAUAAUACAUCAGCGGACCUGAGCCGGACAAUCCAUUUUUUCUCUGUACACAUUUACAUUUUUUUAUACCUUUUCUUUGCGCUGCGUCGCAAGUGUUUUGGUUUUAUUGAGUGGCGUUUAAUAUUUUAAAACAAAAAAUUAAUAAAACUGUUGCAUUUUUAACACAAAGGAAGUGGUGAGUGUGAUUUAAUUCCAAG
Bactrocera oleae (olive fruit fly) is the source of this 1431-nucleotide messenger RNA. Lineage: Eukaryota; Metazoa; Arthropoda; Insecta; Diptera; Tephritidae. The record is from RefSeq and is a predicted model, not a curated record.